Micromonas pusilla CCMP1545 is the source of this 1464-nucleotide messenger RNA. RefSeq names its product histone deacetylase. Gene Ontology annotation, cellular component: nucleus. The transcript has 2 exons. The coding region runs from base 1 to 1293 and encodes 430 amino acids. Lineage: Eukaryota; Viridiplantae; Chlorophyta; Mamiellophyceae; Mamiellales; Mamiellaceae. Gene Ontology annotation, biological process: regulation of transcription by RNA polymerase II. The record is from RefSeq and is a predicted model, not a curated record. Gene Ontology annotation, molecular function: histone deacetylase activity.
AUGGCGCCGAGCAAGGACCGCAUCUCCUACUUCUACGACGCGGACGUUGGGACGUCGUACUAUGGGAACAAUCACCCGAUGAAGCCGCAUCGUCUCGCGAUGACGCAUCACCUCGUGCUGUCGUACGAUCUGCACAAGAAGAUGGAAGUCUACCGCCCGCGUCGGUCGUACCCCGUGGAGAUGUCGCAGUUCCACGCGGAAGAUUACGUGGAUUUCCUCUCUCGCAUCACCCCAGACACGCAACAGGACCACACCGAGCAGAUGCAACGGUAUAACCUCGGCGAGGACUGCCCCAUAUUCGACGGUCUGUUUGACUUUUGCAAGCUGUACACGGGCGGGAGCAUCGACGGCGCGGUGCGAUUGAACCACGGCCUCAGCGACAUCGCGAUCAACUGGUCCGGGGGGUUACACCACGCGAAGAAGUCGGAGGCGUCCGGGUUCUGUUACAUCAACGAUUUAGUCCUCGCGAUCCUCGAACUCCUGAAGCAUCACCCGAGGGUUCUGUACAUCGACAUCGACAUCCACCACGGCGACGGCGUGGAAGAAGCUUUUUAUUUAACCGACAGAGUCAUGACCGUGUCGUUCCACAAGUACGGCGACAUGUUCUUCCCCGGCACCGGCGCGCUCAAAGACGUCGGCGGCGACGCGGGGAAAUAUUACAGCGUCAACGUCCCUCUCCUAGACGGCAUGGACGACGCCGGGUUUAGGGCCAUCUUCAAGUCCGUGAUGCAGAAAGUCAUGGACGUGUACCAGCCCGGCGCGGUCGUGCUUCAGUGCGGCGCGGACUCGCUCGCGGCGGACAGGUUAGGAUGCUUCAACCUGACGUUGGACGGACACGCGGACUGCGUGAAGUUUAUGAAGCGGUUCAACGUGCCUCUGCUGGUGACGGGCGGCGGCGGGUACACGAAGUCCAACGUCGCGCGGUGCUGGACGUACGAGACCGCGGCGCUUCUGGACAAGACGUUGUCCACGGACAUCCCGGAGCACGAUUUCUACUACGAGUACUACGCGGACGUGGGGUAUAAGAUGAAGGUGCAGCCGACGAAUUACAUCGAAAACUUGAACACGAAGACGUACCUGCAGGACGUAAAGCAGCAGGUGAUGGAGAACUUGCGCGCGUUGGAGCACGCGCCGGGGGUGGGGAUGCACGAGGUUCCGCCGGACUCGAUGAUCCCGGAGUUUGACGAGGACGAGUUGAACCCGGACGAGAGGUACGGCGGCGCGGCGGGAAUGGACAAGUUGGUCUUCGGCGACGACGAAUUUUACGAGGACGACAAGGACCAAGACCGGUGACGACGGAUACGUGCGGUCGAUACUGUACCGACCGGGGUUUUUUUGAACGCGUGGCCCCUGUUCGUCCACGUGUGCGUGAUACCGUACACGUGUCCUACUAGUUCUAGUCGCUCGCGCGAUCGCUCUGAUUCGAUCGGUCGCGAUGUAAUACGUACGUAAAGAAUAGCAGUC